AUGUCCAGUAUGUCGGUAAGCAAUUUGAUGUCAAGUAGCAUUUAUAACUAUAUCGACCAUGAGCUAGAGACCAUCGAAGACAAUUUAGAAAACACCGAAAGAGAAAUUGCUAAAAACUUGCAACCAGUGUACAAAAAGGUUCUUUUCCAUCCUUCACUACGGAAUUGGCUCAAAUGGGCUAUCUUGUUUCUGAUUUUUCGAGUGCAGAAUCCCGUACAAUGGGCAAACUUUUUAUCACUAAACAAACCAAUACGACAAAUUUUAACUCAUUACAAAUCACGAAUCAUCAAAUUACUUUCGUAUAUCAAAAGAUUUGAUUCAAAAACUCCGAAUUUACAAUUGUUUAUUCAAUACUUUUCCAACUUGAGCACUUGUGUGUUCCUAUAUUUGGCCUCGGUAAACAACGAUCUGGUACCCAAAGACUAUUUUGCUGUUGAUUUCCUAUCCACCUACUAUGGGAACUUGAAUCCACCACUGAAAUCACAAAUCCUUGUUACUCCGCGAUUUUCCAAAUAUUCUAAACUAUCGCAUUACAAAUCGAGUCGAUAUUACAAGCAAAUAAGAGCAAUAUAUGACCACAAGGAAUACAUAAUAUUCCCCAUUUUGUAUGCACAAUUGUUGAGCAAUUACCUCACACCAACUAAAUAUAAGCUUAAUCAGCGAUAUUUUUCACCAUUCAUCAAGCGCAAUUUCUUUAAUCCGAUAUGGAUCAACUUCUCAAUGGGAGUAAAUUACAAUCGUAUGGAUUGGUUCAAUUUGGCGUCAACUUAUGCGUUGCAAAACAUCGUGUUGUUAGUAGUGAUUGCAGCUUAUAAUUUCAAAGAAAAGAUUUUGGACAAGUUCUACGAAAUGAAACACGGCAAACGAUCCAAAGAUGAAGAAGUGCCCAUCCUCAAGAAUUUUGUUGUGUAUUGUGCACAUAGGUCGAAUUCAAUUUUGAACUUUAUUUAUUGUCCCAACUUGAUUUCGAUUUUACUCAUUGCAUUGACUGCAAGAGUGUUUAAGAUGCUCACGCCAUUGAGUGGUCAUUAUCAAGCAAACAUGUUACAAACAUACUAUUUGAGAAAUAAAAAAACUUUUUUCAAGACUUACACGAAAUUAAUUGGAUUUGUAGCUGGAUUUUUGACGCUCGGUUUGAACUCGUUCAAUCUUAUACCUGAUGUUGGGUAUACAAAGCCAAAUAAAAGGAAAGCUGAGGAUGGCUAUAAUGUUUCCGAUGAUGAUUACGAUGCUUACGACAAUGAUUAUUAUGAUGAUGAUGAUGAUGAUGAUGAUGAUGUUGAUGAUGAUAAGGUUGACAACCACAACCGUUAUUUCAAUAAAGUAAAUGAGGAGAGAAAGAAAGAUGCUACAAACCCACCAUUGAGGUUAAUAUCCAAAGAAUUUUUGUCCAGUCUUGACUUGUACUUGUUUCAAGUAAUUCUUCUCUCCAAAUGGAGAAUCAUCAAAUCUUUCCACCCCUUUUUCAGCAAGGUAAAACUCAAGACAUACAACAGGAUAGAGACGAUAUUGAUGUGCUUUGGGUUUUUCAAGUACAUGAACCUAAACGAUUUCAUUAAUAAGACAAAAAUGGCUGAUGACCGGGAGAGAAUCGCUGGCGAUUACACCAUCAAAGCUGCAAACUAUGUAACUUGA
Lodderomyces elongisporus is the source of this 1635-nucleotide messenger RNA. RefSeq lists its product as uncharacterized. The transcript has a single exon. The coding region runs from base 1 to 1635 and encodes 544 amino acids. The record is from RefSeq and is a predicted model, not a curated record. NCBI's taxonomy places the organism in Eukaryota, Fungi, Ascomycota, Pichiomycetes, Serinales, Debaryomycetaceae.